AUAUCCUCUAGACUCUUAACCAACAACAAAAAAGUUUGAAGAAAUAAAGAAAAUGAUAAGGGAAGAAUGUACUCCAAGUUCGUCAUGGUGGGAAGAUGUUCAUCAUGAUGAUCAUGCAAGCUCCAUUUCAACUUCUUUUUACCAUAAGAAUAGUAAUGGUAACAAUAAUAAUAACUCAAACGCAAACUGUGAAGGAGACAAUCUCUCGAUCUCAACGGUAAACACUUCAAAUCGUUUUGACCUAACCGCUGAAUCAUCCAGUCGUCACUCUCUCUCGGCUCCGGAUCACCCUGCUUCAACCUCCGAUGAGUUGCUCCGAGACCACGUCGUCUCUUCUAAUAAUCAUCUAUGGAGUCUUGCCUACUUGCCUGGUAGAAGUUUAGGAGAUCAAAUGCUGGAUCAUCAUCAUCAUAAUAAUCACAUAACAUCUUCAAGAAAUAAUUCAUCAACAACAUCAGAAUUACCUUUUGAGCCAGUCUGCGACAACGCCAACGGUUGGAUCUACGACACAAACCAAGUAAGGUACAAUCAAAGUAGUGACCAAAGGCUGUCAAAGUUGACGGAUCUCGUAGGCAAACACUGGUCGCUUGCGCCACCGAGUAAUCCCGACAUGAACCAUAACCUUCAUCAUCACUUUGAUCAGACAAGCGAUGAUAUUUCUAUGUACAGACAAGAGUUGGAAGUGAAAAAUGAGGAAGAUCUUUGUUACAAUAAUGGAUUAAAUGGUGGUGCGUCGUUGUUUCGUGAUGCUAUAGAAAGUUCAAGAAGUUUCCUUGAUAUAAGGUUAAGCAGGCCAUUAACGGAUAUUAAUCCGUCGUUUAAGCCAUCCUUUAAAGCCUUAAGCUUAUCUGAGUUUGGCAAGAAAGAGCAUCAAACAGCAUCACUGCUAUUUUCGCAGGCAACUGUAAGGUUGGGAUCAACAAACGCCGGGAAGAAGAAAAGAUGUGAUGAAGUCUCCGAUGAGGCCUCUAAGAAGGCUAAGUGCGGCCGCGAUUCCACACAUUCGCCGGAUAAGGAUUUACCCAAAGCCAAGCUUCGAGACAAGAUCACGACUCUACAGCAAAUUGUGUCUCCCUUUGGAAAGACGGAUACUGCUUCUGUGCUUCAGGAGGCCAUCACAUACAUCAAUUUUUAUCAAGAGCAAGUAAAGCUGCUAAGCACUCCUUAUAUGAAGAACUCAUCAAUUAAGGAUCCAUGGGGAGGAUGGGACAGAGAAGAGCACAACAAAAGAGGACCGAAACAUCUAGACCUAAAGAGUAGAGGCCUUUGUUUGGUUCCUAUUUCUUGCACCCCAGUCGCCUACCACGAUAACAGUGCAACUGACUACUGGAGUCCCUCGUAUAGAGGUUCUUUGUAUCGCUGAUAUGAGCACAAUCAACUGGUAUGUGAAAAGAGACCGAUUUGAUUAGCGAUAAACCAUUUGAAACAUCUAUCGGUGAUUUUGCAGUGGAGCAAGCAGUAGAAAAAAGAACAUUAUAUGUAUAUAUACUAUACAUAUUAAUCACUGGGGUCGUAGUUAUAUGAUUUGCAGAUGUUCCGCUUAAACAUGUAUUAUAGCCUUAUAUUAUACAAUAAUAUUGGGGUUUGAUUAAGAUAUAAUACAAUGUAAUACAAGAUUAGUUUACUUGUUACAAGGCUUUAUAUA
Molecule: messenger RNA, 1645 nt
Organism: Brassica napus (rape)
Lineage: Eukaryota; Viridiplantae; Streptophyta; Magnoliopsida; Brassicales; Brassicaceae
Product: transcription factor bHLH111
Exons: 7
Coding region: 53-1363 (436 amino acids)
Biological process (GO): regulation of transcription by RNA polymerase II
Cellular component (GO): nucleus
Molecular function (GO): protein dimerization activity; DNA-binding transcription factor activity, RNA polymerase II-specific; RNA polymerase II cis-regulatory region sequence-specific DNA binding
Source: RefSeq, a predicted model, not a curated record